Messenger RNA from Mycena citricolor, 1066 nucleotides. NCBI's taxonomy places the organism in Eukaryota, Fungi, Basidiomycota, Agaricomycetes, Agaricales, Mycenaceae. The record is from the annotation of a GenBank genome assembly.
AUAUUCGGAGCGGUGACCCGGCGGUCUUCCUGGCUGGCUUACUCAUGCCACAUCGGGCUCAAAUAGUCCCUUUCACUCGACGCGCAGGCCGAGAUAACAUCCAGAUCAACGAAAAUCUUGAAGCUCCCAAAGCAAGGUCAUGGGAUCAAUAGUCGUCGUCGCAGGAAUCGGGAACGGUUCGGGGACUGGUGCUGCAGCAGCGCGAUUGUUCGCAAGCGAAGGUUAUACUGUGGCCCUCAUUUCCCGUGGGGCGGAUUCCCUCAAUGCGCUUGUGCAGUCAAUCAAGAGUUCUGGGGGACAGGCCAGUGCAUUCCCAGUCUCCGAGUACAGCGAUCAUGAGAUCUCCUCGGCCUUCUCUGCCAUCGAGAAACAGUUUUCGACUCCUGAUUACAGUAUCCGCGCUGCCAUCUUCAACGCUGCCCAUGGUGUUUGGAAGCCUUUCCUGAAUGUCACGCUGGAGGACAUCCGUGCAUCCAACCAAAUCAACGUCGAAUCUUCGUUUGCGUUUUCGCGCUCCGCUAUCCUCGCUUUCCAGAAGAACACUCCUGAAGCAUCGAAUGGCGCCAAAGGAACCUUGAUCUUCACGGGAGCUACUGCAAGUCUGCGAGGGAAUGUCGUGACAAGUGUUUUCUCAGCAGGCAAAUUUGCUUUGCGGGCCUUGUCCCAAAGUUUGGCAAAGGAAUUCGGGAAGCAGAACAUCCAUGUCGCACAUGCUAUCAUCGACGGCGGCAUUGCCACCAACAACUCGCGCGAAGAUAGGCACACUCCUCCGAGUGGGCCGGUCGAGAAUCCAGACCCAUCAUCCAAGCUGAGUCCAGAGAGCAUCGCGAAGUCGUACAUCUAUCUUGUCCGCCAGGAUCAAUCUUCGUGGACAUGGGAGCUUGAUCUCCGUCCUGCUCACGAGAAGUGGUAAUCGAUCCGGGCUAGGCAGUUUUAUCUCCAGUCAGACGUUGAAUGACCUUCGAUAAUCGAUUUGAAAUUCUGAUGCACAUGCUACCGACCGAAGAAUCUUAAUCAACUUUUGAGCGUGGGCUGACGACGGACAUAGCAUAAAACGCGGCGUCUG